This is a messenger RNA of Naegleria lovaniensis, 2472 nucleotides long. RefSeq lists its product as uncharacterized. Lineage: Eukaryota; Heterolobosea; Eutetramitea; Acrasida; Naegleriidae. The record is from RefSeq and is a predicted model, not a curated record. The transcript is spliced from 2 exons. Bases 1 to 2472 code for a protein of 823 amino acids.
AUGGUGUUGAAAGAGGGAAAGUUUGUUGAUUUUGAGCAAACGUUGCGCGCAAAGACUACCAUUCCUUCUGCGAACAUUGUAUUUGGCUAUCCAAGCUUUGGUAAACAAUAUCAGUCAGCUAAAUUGCCUUUAAUAUCUGGUUCAUUUGCCAAACAUCAACUACCAUAUUUUACACAGUUCCACUACACUAUGGCACAAGAUGAUGAGGUAUUGAAACGAGUAGCUGAUCCUAAACGAAGCGCAUUAAUGUUUAUGGGACCAUCUGGUGCUGGCAAGACAUCAGCGUGCGUGCGUUUAUUAUGUUACAAUCCUGGAAUGGUUUUAACAUGUACUUCAUCAUCAGAGGUAUCCAGUGGAUUGACAACUGAUUCGUUGAUGCGUCAAGCAUUUGGUCACUUAAAGGGACGAAAUAUUUUUGAACUUUUUGGCUCAGUAGAACAAGUAGUACUAAUGGUAUUCAUAUGUAGAUUGAUUUACAUCUCAAAACUAAUUGAUGAAGCAAAACAACACCCAAAUGUAUUUGAAGACUUUGUUCAGAGAGAUAAGGAUGGAAAUAUUGUUAAUGGUGGAAUACUUCCCUAUCUUGCAUAUAUGCAAUCCAAUGGCAAAACUAACGCUAGUGAGGAAGCUCUAGACUAUGCAUUGAAAUUUGUUUAUUCUAAUCCUGAAAUAUUGAAAAAAUUUAUUUCAAAUUUAGUGAAGGAGAUAAUUCAUUCACUUAAUGAUAAUUCAACUCUAUUUGGAAUAGUUAAGAAAAUUGAAUAUUUUGUGGUUGUUAUUGAUGAAGCAAACGUUUAUGCAGGCAAUAAUACUGGCUCUGAGAAGCUUUCAGAGUUAAUAAGUUUGAGUGGCGAGAAGAGAGGACUGUUAACCAAGUUUGCACAAUUCAUUGGUGCCAUAGAAAAAUUUCAUGUGUCCAUAUUUUCUGGAACUAACUUUUCCGUUGAUGUUGGAAGUAUUAUACAAUCAAAUCUUGGUAAAACUGAAGCAAAGAUUGAUAUAGAAAAAAUAUAUGACUUUGGUUUGGUUGCAAGAGAUGAUAUCGUUUCAUUUUUAGAAAAACAUAUCAAAAUACCAAACGAAGAGAAGAAAGAGAUUUUAUUCUAUUUACAUGAACAAGGUUACAAGUACUUUCGAAGAAGAUUAAUCACAUUGGCAUUAGAAAAACUUACCAAAACCAACACCAUAAUAGAUGCUCUUAAUUUAUCCGUAAAAGAGUUUGUAUUGGGAGCAAAAAAGCAUGUAGAGCAUUAUCUUAAUACCUAUAACUCAAAAUUGAAUCCUAGAUUGGCAGCAGAAGAAACAACUCGACAAGGUAUUCAAGAAGCCAUUGUUAAAUAUGUUACUCAUUAUCAGUUUCCAUUUUUAGGUUCUAAGUUUACGGUUCAUAAGGAUGAUAUUGCUGACGCUUUACUAUAUUCUGGAUUUUCUGGCCCAGAAAGCUCUUAUUUGGAUGAUCGAACCGCAAAACAUUUUGUAUUUUCUGCCAAGGAUUUUAUUGGGUAUGAAAUUGGAAUGGAAAUACUAAAGAAGAUAUUUGGUAUUGAAGAUAAAUCAGAACUAAUGAAAAAGAUUAUUCAAGAAAGGAUUAAAUUGCUCCUAAAAACUUCAGACCACAACAUUGAUUUGGAAUCAAUUGUUAUGCUCAGACUCUCAGAAUUAGAUGGUACACGUUUGUCUGAAAUUGGUUGUUUCAAACCACUAAUCACCAACAAUGCAAACUUAAAAGAUCACAUAUUCAAGUGCAAACAUUAUUUAGAUCCAAAGGGAUAUAUUGAGUACUGUAUUUCCAAACACGUUAUAGAACCAGAGAAGAAGAAUGAUAUGAACGGAGAAAAAUUGUUCUGGACACACUUUGCCGAGAAAAAGUGGGAUUUAUUAGAUGGAGUAUUUAUAACUCCAUCUAAUGAACACCACAACGACCUGUUUGGUAUUAACAGAGUUAAAGGUUCAGACAUGAUUAUUCCAAUAGGUUUCCAGUGUAAAGUGCAAUCUGGAACUAACUUUGACCCCCAUUCAUAUUUUAGCUCCACUAUUCCUGAACUAUUUUAUCUCGAUAAUUAUGGAAAACUGAAAUCUAAUACCCUCUACAAUUUAAAUUGUAAUCAUAUUGAAGAAACCAAGAUUAAUAAUGAAAAUCGUUUCGUUGUGAAGGAUAAUUCAAAACAGAUAAUAGAUGAUGCGAAUGGUCAAGGCAUGAAAGUUAGUUCAAAUGCAAAAUGGUACAAUGACCUAAGAAAUGCUGUUUUACAAGUAUUUAAAUCAUCAAAUAUGAUGCAUGUGUGUGUUGGACUUCACACAACUGAAACAUUCUCAAAAGAGGUUGUAAAGAAAUACCAGAAAAACUAUUUGUGCUCCUUCAUUGACAUGAGCAACUAUGACUUACUCUUCGAGAAAGAAUGGGAGAGAUACUUAAAGAACUUUUUAACCACAGUGGCAGAACGAGUGAAUAGUGAUAAUAAGAAUAAAUAG